Blepharisma stoltei is the source of this 621-nucleotide messenger RNA. NCBI's taxonomy places the organism in Eukaryota, Ciliophora, Heterotrichea, Heterotrichida, Blepharismidae. The record is from the annotation of a GenBank genome assembly.
AUGCUCAAAAAGCUUUUUGAUUUUAUUUCUUGUAAAAGACCAAGAUCUGAAGACUCCUCCAAAGCUCCUAUAAAAAAACGUAAACCCUAUAUUUUUUGCGCAAUUUGUAACGACGUGAUUUCCCUUAGUUCUACCUUAAGAUGUGGCCAUUCUUUUUGUGAGCCUUGUAUAGCGCAAUAUUUAUUAUAUAGCGCAGAGUGCCCUAAAUGUGACCGAUUUGUGAGAAAUGCUAAUCUUUAUCCGUCGUUUUCCUUUGACCAAAUAAUAGAAGAAGAAAUUGGGAAAACUGACCUGGAAAAAUGAAAAAAUAGGAGAAAUGAAGUAGAAAUUAAUAAAAAAUCCAAAAGACUGAGAAGGGCAGAAAUUGGGAUGAAAAUCGAUGUCAGGGAUUUGGAAGGAAUUUGGUGUGUAGGGAUUAUUAAAUGCGCAAUUAAAGGAAAUAAUAACCCAGCUAUUUAUGUGCAUUUUGAAGGGUGGGAUAAUUGCUUUGAUGAGCUUAUUCCUUUGGAUUCAGAAAGAAUCGCACCAUUAGGGCUCUACACAAAUAAAAAUAUCCCAAAAUAUGUCCUGCCGAAACGGGAUGGGAACAAACAAGCAGAUCUUGUCUAUUAUAAGCAAUAA